AAUGAAAAAGAAAUCAAAGAAAAAUCAUAAAAAGAAACAUCAUUCUUCAUCAUCUUCGUCUUCUUCUAAAUCAUCUAAAUCAAGAUCAAGAUCAAGAUCAGAAUCAAAAUCUUAGAAAUCAAAAUCAAAUUAAUUUAAUAAAGAAAAGACAAUUGAUUCUACUAUUCAAGAUCAGUAUGAAAAUAUAUUAUAUUAGAUCAACUACACGACCCUAUAAAGUAAAUAAAUUUGCACUUGGAUCUAUGCUUUUUGAAAAUAGAAGAACCAAUGAUAGAAUGGAUAAAAGUGAAGUGUAAAAUGCAAAUACUUUACUUAAGAAAAUAGAUAAAUCAGGAAGAGAUGCUGUAUUAUUAUCAGCUGCAAUAAAUACAGUUCAAUAGGAUAACAAAAGAGAAGAGUAAGUAGAUUUUAAUUUGAUUUAGAUACUAAAUUGAAUUAGUAAAUGGAUAGUAUAUUAAGAUAGCCAAACCAUAUAGUUGUGGAUUUAGUAAUUGUUAGAUGAGAUUUGUAACAACAGAAGAAUUAACAAAACAUUUAAAAGAACAUGAUAGAGUAUAAUCAAUGAAAAAUACACAAAGAGCUUAAAAGUUUAUGGAAAAUUUAUGA
Messenger RNA from Paramecium pentaurelia, 606 nucleotides. Lineage: Eukaryota; Ciliophora; Oligohymenophorea; Peniculida; Parameciidae. The record is from the annotation of a GenBank genome assembly.